AUGUCUUCCAGCCCCGACCAAGUCCCCAAAGAUCAACCGCUGUGCCACGAAAACCUAUCGGUCCUUGCAAAAUCGCUUUGUGAUAGAAUCAGGAAUGAUAUUCUUCGUAAUGGCCGCUACGGCUACCUUGACCUUCACUCCAUUCCCGCUGGGGUUGGGUAUCCACUGGCGAAAAGACUCUGCGACAGCCACGCUGAAAUCACAACUUAUAACUCUCUGAACUGCAUGUUCUCUCUCAAGAGCCCUGGAUGGGUUCACAAGGCUGCUUACUCCUGGCUGCUCAAUGAGCACCAUAAGGCUCGUGAUAAUGGCUUCCUCACGGAAUCUGAGAACAUGGAGAACCCCUUGUUUGAUCGCCCCACUUUUGAUGGUUUUCCUGCCCCCUACGAAAAGACAUACAAGCGGUCCGACUGCUGCAUCAGGCCAUCAAGUGGAGGGACCAUGCCCAGCAUUGUCAUGGAAACUGGAGGAUUUGGAACUUCUUACGAAUGCCUCCUUAGCGACAAAAACCUAUGA
Aspergillus ibericus CBS 121593 is the source of this 516-nucleotide messenger RNA. RefSeq lists its product as uncharacterized. The transcript is spliced from 2 exons. NCBI's taxonomy places the organism in Eukaryota, Fungi, Ascomycota, Eurotiomycetes, Eurotiales, Aspergillaceae. The record is from RefSeq and is a predicted model, not a curated record. The coding region runs from base 1 to 516 and encodes 171 amino acids.